This is a messenger RNA of Penicillium lagena, 1548 nucleotides long. RefSeq lists its product as uncharacterized. The transcript has a single exon. The record is from RefSeq and is a predicted model, not a curated record. The coding region runs from base 1 to 1548 and encodes 515 amino acids. Lineage: Eukaryota; Fungi; Ascomycota; Eurotiomycetes; Eurotiales; Aspergillaceae.
AUGCUGCGGAUCUUGAAUGAAGAGGGCUUUGAUAUCAAAGAAAGAGAGUUGAUGCGUGUGCGUGCAAAGAAUCGCUGGCUUCUCCGUGUCCCCAAUGGGAUGAAGUCCCAGUCUAACGCUGGAGCGCGAAUGACUCACUUAGAGGACGCAGGCUUGCUUGCACUACAACAGGAAGUAUACAAGAAUGAUGACGGGUUCGACGAUGACAACUCCCACCGUCCCGAAUCAGCUGGUAAUCAUUCUACAUCGCCUGGUCUGACGCCCGAGGUGAUCGCGAAACGCAAAGAGCGCCUUGAACGUCUUAAGACAGAAAGUGCAGAGCGGUGGGCCUCGAGAAAGCGUCGCCGUCGUACUCGUGGGUGGGCUGGUUUGCCGGCGGACCCUCCGGGGCCUCCACGCUUUCCAUCGGAGACCACGAUUGAUGAGAGUAAGCAGUACCUCAGCCUGGAUAACGCCAUGUACCGUCAAGUGCGGGAUCACUUCCAGCGAAUCUGCGAGGAGGCCGGUUUCAUUAAGAAAACAGCGGCAGGGCCGGAGCGGUGGCAGGCCGCCAAGGACCGAUUGAUUCAAGAAUCCUCCCAUCUCCAACAAGUCUUCAACGCCGAACCAAACCAACGCGAUGCUAAAACCCUUGCCCUCGAUGUGGUCUGCACGGACGUUACGAAACGCAUGAGAACAUUGGAGCGUCGAAUGACGAUAGCGGAGGCCAAGAACGCCCUGGGAAUCAAUCCAGAGGAGAGCCGCCAGAUUCGCAACGCAUUCUAUGAUAUUCUUAAAGCGGACCACUUUACUAGCAAGCUGGAGGCGGGCGAUGAACACUGGCAGGAGAUGAAAGAGCAAUGGAUCCGGAAUUCUGAACUUCUGCAGCGGAUUUUAGCACCGGGUUUCGCAGAACCCGGCCACACUACUGAACUGAAGAAGGCCUUGGAAGUUCUUUGUCGCGAUGUAAUGAAACGACUUCGCGACGAACAGACGAAACGAGACCCUGCCCGCAAGCGAUCCGGAGCACGCACUGAGUCCCCAAAUCCCCCACUCACCAACAAUCCUGUUGGGAACAUGCUGGGCAAUGGGAUCAGUAAUGGAAUUAGCACUCUUGCAUCCCAGGCGCUUGCGAGUGCGCCUAUGAGCGGAAAUGAUAUUGGGGAUAUGCAGAUCGACCCUUCUCUACUCCAGGCGGCUAACGACCCAUCCUUUUCAGCAAGUGCCCAGCAUGAUACUGGCAGUGCAUUUGAUUACGUGGACCCCAUGCUCAAUCCAAACUUGCUUCAUACCCCGAUCUAUCUACAAAUCAGUCCCCAGAGCCAGGUGCCGGGGGUAGCAUCCAAGACCUGGGCGGAAAAGCUAACGACCAGGACUAUCGACGAGUUGAGGCAAUUCGUUGCUGCUCGGUAUCCUUACUCAACGAUCACCAAAAUUGAAGGCAUUGAUCGGGAUGAGCAGGGGAAUGUGAUCCCAUUUCUCAUUGACGAAGACCAUGAAUUGGACGCAUACCUGACCCAUGUGCAUGGAAGAAAGGCGUCACUGGUUUUGACUUUGGGCCAGAUCUAG